Knipowitschia caucasica is the source of this 957-nucleotide messenger RNA. NCBI's taxonomy places the organism in Eukaryota, Metazoa, Chordata, Actinopteri, Gobiiformes, Gobiidae. The record is from the annotation of a GenBank genome assembly.
AUGUCGAUCUACAGAAACACCAUCUGGUUUUUCAAAGGCAUGCAGGAGUAUACCAGGUGCGGUUACGAGGCGGCGGCGAAGCGCUUCUCUCCCUCAGACCUGGAGGUGGAUCUCAGCGGUCGCUCCUUCAUCAUCACCGGCUCCAACAGCGGCAUCGGGAAGGCCACGGCGCUGGAGGUCGCCAACAGAGGGGGAACGGUGCACAUGGUUUGCAGAAACAAGGACCGAGCCAACGCGGCCAAAGACGAGAUUGUGGAAAAGAGUCAAAACCAGAACGUCCACGUCCACAUCCUGGACAUGUCCAACAUGAAGCAGGUCUGGGACUUCGCCCACAGCUUCGCUCAGAACAACACGCUGCAUGUUCUGAUCAACAACGCCGGCUGCAUGGUGAACCAGAGAGAGCUGACGGACGAGGGGCUGGAGAAGAACUUUGCCACGAACACUCUGGGCACUUACAUCCUCACCACGGCGCUGAUCCCUUUGCUGAAGCAGGCGCAGGACCCCAGAGUGGUCACGGUGUCGUCGGGCGGAAUGUUGACUCAGAAACUCAACGUGGACGAUCUGCAGUUUGAGAAGGGAACGUUCGACGGGACCAUGGCUUAUGCCCAGAACAAGAGGCAGCAGGUGAUCUUCACAGAGAGACUGGCCGCGCAGCACAAAGAGAUCCACUUCUCCACCAUGCACCCGGGAUGGGCCGACACGCCAGCGGUCCAGACCUCCAUGCCCUCGUUCCACGCCAAGAUGCAGUCUCGUCUGAGAACUGAGGCCAUGGGAGCAGACACCGCUGUGUGGCUCUCUGUGUCUGAGGCUGCCUCCAAACAACCCAGCGGACUCUUCUUCCAAGACCGUGUUCCCGUGUCGACACAUUUGCCUCUGGCCGCUUCCAAAUCCACUCCACAGGAAGAAGAAAAACUCAUGAGCGUCUUGGAAGAGUUCGCCCUCAAAUUUAAACCAUAA